Solanum lycopersicum (tomato) is the source of this 1415-nucleotide messenger RNA. Its product is annotated as transcription factor UNE12. Gene Ontology annotation, cellular component: nucleus. The record is from RefSeq and is a predicted model, not a curated record. Gene Ontology annotation, biological process: regulation of transcription by RNA polymerase II. Gene Ontology annotation, molecular function: protein dimerization activity; DNA-binding transcription factor activity, RNA polymerase II-specific; RNA polymerase II cis-regulatory region sequence-specific DNA binding. Lineage: Eukaryota; Viridiplantae; Streptophyta; Magnoliopsida; Solanales; Solanaceae.
AGCAAAGCUUUAGGUGACUCCCUUUCCUUUAUUUUCUUCAUGGCUCUCACUGCUCUUUAGAAAGUAGCAAAACACACACACAAACAACCCAAAACACACACUUCCAUUUCCAUUUUUUGCCUAUAUAUAUAUAUAUAUAUGUAACAAGUACUUGUUAGAGUACUAAUUUGUACACCCUCUUAUCAAUUCCGUUGUAAAGAACACUUUUUUAACUAGUAUUUGUUCAAUUGAAUGCUUUUCUGAGGAAUUAAGGUGGUCGAAAACAGCUCCGAUCCAAGAAAGAUUGAAUCUUUAUAGUUUCUGCUAUGGCUAACAACCCUUCUGAGGGACCUUCUGAUGAUUUCUUUGACCAAAUCUUGGGAUUUCCUGCUUACAAUGGAGCAGAACCUAAUUUGGCGGGAAAUGAUGCCGGAGCUAUACCGCCGGCGAUGAUGCUCCAGCUUAACUCUGGUGAUGGGUCAAGUCAGUUUACUGGAGUGGGUCUUGGGGUUGGUUUAGGUGGUGGGGGGUUCCAUGGUCAUGGUGGGGGUGGUUCUUUUCCUUUAGGGUUGAGUUUAGAACAAGGGAAAGGUGGGUUCUUGAAGAUGGAUGAUGUUUCAGCACCUGGAAGGAGGUUUAGAGAUGAUGUUGUUGAUAGCAGAGCUUCUUCUUCUGUCAAACCUGGUUUUCAUGGACAACCGAUGCCUUCAAUGCCGCAUCCCCCUGCAAUACGUCCAAGGGUGAGAGCUAGGCGAGGACAAGCUACUGAUCCACAUAGCAUAGCGGAGAGGUUACGUAGAGAGAGGAUAGCAGAAAGAAUUAGAGCAUUGCAAGAGUUGGUUCCCAGUGUCAAUAAGACUGAUAGAGCUGUAAUGCUUGAUGAAAUUGUAGAUUAUAUCAAAUUCCUACGGCUGCAAGUGAAGGUGUUGAGCAUGAGUAGGUUAGGAGGAGCUGGUGCAGUAGCACCACUUGUUACAGACAUUCCAAUAUCAUCAGUAGAGGAAGAGAGCAGUGAAGGUGGAAAUAAUAACCAACCAGCUUGGGAAAAGUGGUCAAGUGAUGGCACAGAAAGGCAAGUGGCUAAACUCAUGGAAGAAAAUGUUGGUGCUGCAAUGCAAUUUCUUCAGUCUAAAGCACUAUGUAUAAUGCCUAUUUCUCUUGCAUCAGCAAUUUAUCACUCUCAGCCACCAGAUACAUCAAGUCUUGUUAAGCCAGAAACAAAUCCUCCUUCAUAGAUGAACACCCUUAUAGAAAAAGGUGACAUAACAUGCUAAUGACCUUAAAGAAUUUUCUUGCAGUGGAUGGUUCCUACUUUUAUCUAUUCAAGUAAUAUUUAGCUUUUUGUUGAAAAAACAGGGUUCUUUUUUAAAAAUAUUUAUGUAUAAAGUAAACCAUUUUCUAUCAUUUAUAUAUUUGAGUAGUUUUGUUCUUCGAUA